GUGCAGGUGAGUCGCUGAUACGGCGCCAGCUUCAAAAUAAACGUGAAGUUAGGAGCUACAUCUGUGCAUGGAAAAAUCUAUCUUACAUUGCACUGAUCCAGCAGAGGGCGGCCCAGACAUGCUGACACUGAACAGUCUUGAUCCACUUUGCAGACAUUAAAGGUCCAGUGUGUCAGUGUGCACUCAUAAGAUCGGAUUUGAACAGGUGAUACUGUAGGUGACUUGAUUUUGUUCGGCUGAGGAUCAAACCAACAAACACCUGUAAACACAGCAGGGUGUGACUUCUGACGACAUGGCCUCUGGCUCCACCCAUGGGCGAAGAAUGCAGACAGUCCUCAUGAAUCACAGUGAUCUCCUGUCACAGGAGCUACAGUCCUGUUGCCAAGCUCAUCAUUGUAUCAUUAAAGAGUCAUCCGCAACACCAUCGACUGAAAAUGUUCAGCGGUGCAGCAAACCAGUCCGCCUCUGGCUACGACCUGGGUCCCCAGCCAGGGGCUCACGAUGGCCCUGGAGGAGGUCAUGGAAAAGAUAGUCGCUCUGGAGGAGACGAUCACCAUGGAGACCAUCGUGAUGAUCGUCACAGCGGAGACCGCGAUAGACGAGAUCAUCGUGAUGAUGAUCGUCACGGAGGAGACCACGAUAGACGAGAUCAUCAUGAUGAUGAUCGUCAUAGUGGAGACCACCAAAGACGAGAUCGCCACGAUGAUGAUCGCCACCGUGACGAUGAUCGCCAUGGAGGAGACCACUAUCGUGAUGAUGACCAUGACGACAGCCGCAGGAGACGCAGCCCUGACCGUGAUCAAGAUCGCCACGGUGACAGACACAGCCCCGAUCGCCAUGAAGACCGCGAUCAUGACCAUAGCCCUCAUCGACGUCGUGGUAGUGGUGGUGGAAGCCCUGGUCGUGGCGGCAGUGGCAGUGGGAGCAGUAGCAGCGAAGAUGACGGGCACGGCGGCCGUCGUAAAAAGCAUGGCCGCAAGCACGGGCAUGGACGUGGCCGUGGACGAGGACAUGGACGAGGACACUGGUGAAAAGAGAAACUCAGGCGCCGUACCUCCUGUGAAACUCUGCCCGCCGCUGUGCUCUUUGAAAGAAACAUUUAUAGACGUAGUAUUUGACAGCAUGUUUGCUUUGUACUCACACUGGACCCGUUGUUAGUAUGGCAUCUGUACUAUCUUUGUGAAGGAAACAUGCUCUGUAAUAGCAUGGGCGCAGCAGAAAAGUACAUGUGCAAUGAAAAUGAUCUAAAGCUGUAUUUCUACAUUUAUAUGCAAUAAAAUAUUCUGAAGACAUAAGC
Molecule: messenger RNA, 1297 nt
Organism: Larimichthys crocea (large yellow croaker)
Lineage: Eukaryota; Metazoa; Chordata; Actinopteri; Sciaenidae
Exons: 4
Coding region: 502-1158 (218 amino acids)
Source: RefSeq, a predicted model, not a curated record